GCCUGUCCAUGCGGUUUUAAUAAAGGAGAAAAGACGGAACCAAUCAGCUGAUUGAAGAUGAAGAGACAUGCAGCCGGUGCCGAAACAAGGACCAAAGACCGGGUUCGUCCUGUCGUCUGAACCCGCUGCCGGUGUCGGGCAGCUCCGGGUCCGCGCUCAGAUCCUGCGCUCUUUGUCAGCCGGUUCACGCACGGAGAUCCGGGCGGGUUUGUGGCUUUUCUGUGAAUGAAGGCGCUCCCCCGGAAAGACACUCGCUGGUUUUGAUGCCUCGCGGACCAGGAAUGCUCCGGUUUGAGGUCUUUUUUCAUGCAUCCGCGUUGACCGGGUUCAUUUCGUGCUGGAUCUGAAAACCUUUUGUUUGACGCGGCUGAUGCUGCGGUUCACUCGGAUCCGGUCUUUAAUUAUCGCUCUCAUCAACCUGUAACGCUAAUUCCUCCUUAACGGUACCAAAUGAUGUGGUGACACAGCACCGCAGUCCAGGCUUGACGGACCCAGCUGGACCCAGUGUUGAACCCGGGUUGAGGAGCACCAUGCCAGAGUGCGUGUCGGUGUCGGAGUUCGUGCAGGAGGUUCAGGAGGACUGGAGCUCCCCAACCACCUCCUCCUUCACCUCCAAGAUGAUCAGCUGCAGGAACACCGUCUACCUGCUGGAGGAGGCUCUGGACAGUGAUCGGUUGGUGUUGCAGAAGAUGAAGAAAGCUGCUAAAGCAAAAUACACAUCAGGACAAGAGCAUGUGUCUUAUCUGGAGCAGUACAUUAACUCGAUGGAGAAGCUUUCGGUCAACUGUCACUCAAAUGGGGAGACGGAGGUCGGUUCCGCCUUCUGCCGCCUCGCUGACUUCUCCAAAGAGCUCAUCUCUCCAAUGAAAAAUCUGCUGAAGAGCAUGCUCCACAACAUCAACUUCUUCCUGGACUCUCUGGUUAAAGGAGACCUGAGGGAGGUGAAGGGGGUGAGGGCCUCUGAAUUUACUGCGCUGUCACUCGGUUUUCAUAGAGACUGUAAAAAUGACUCACCUCAGGACCUGAAGAAGCCUUUUGACAGAACAUGGAGGGACUACGAGAGCAGAUUUAAGCAGGUGGAGAAGGAGAAACGGGAGCUCGCCCGUCAGUAUGGGAUGGUGAGGAGCGAGGUGAGCGGAGGAGAGAUCGCUGAGGAGCUGGAAAAGGAGAGGCGCUCCUUCCAACUGAGCAUGUGCGAGUAUCUGAUUAAGGUCAACGAGAUCAAGACGAAGAGAGGAGUGGACCUGUUGCAGAACCUCAUCAAGCACUACCACAGCCACAACAACUUCCUGCAGGAGUGUGUCUCCACCAGUCAGAGGUUGAAGCAGUACAUGGAGGAGCUGAACGGCGUCCUGACCACGGUGAAGCAGCGUCAGGAGGAGGAAAAGCGACAGCUGUGUGUCCUCAGGGAUCAGCUGAGACCAGUCGUUCACAUCGAGCAGGACUCGUUGCCUAAGCAGGUGUACAGCAUGCAUCAGCUGCUCGGAGACAAACAGUAUGGGACAGAACGGACGGGGUUCCUCUACAAAAAGAGUGACGGGUUGAGGAAAAUGUGGCAGAAGAGGAAAUGCUCAGUUCACAACUGCUACCUGACCAUCGCACACGCUACCCCCAAUAAACCUCCGACCAGACUUAACCUGCUCACCUGUCAGGUUAAACCUAAUGUGGAGGACAAGAAAUGCUUCGAUCUCAUCUCACAUAAUCGGACCUACCAUUUCCUGGCUGAGGAUGAGGCUGAGUGUGUGGCCUGGAUCUCGGUGCUCAGUAACAGCAAGCAGGAGGCUCUGAGCGUGGCCCUGGACGGGGGCAGGAGAGGAGGCGGACCGGGAGAGAGCAGCGUGGAGGACCUGACCCGCGCCAUCACCGAUGACAUCAAACGCAUGCCGGGAAACAACAGCUGCUGCGACUGCGGCGCUCCGGAUCCCGGGUGGCUCUCCACAAACCUGGGCAUCCUGACCUGUAUCGAGUGCUCCGGGAUCCACAGGGAGAUGGGGGUCCACGUCUCCAGGAUUCAGUCCCUCAGUCUGGACAGCCUGGGGACCUCAGACCUGCUGUUGGCCCGGAAUGUUGGUAACUCUGGCUUCAAUGAAAUACUGGAGUCGAACCUCCUCAGUCCGUCAUUAAAACCCUCCCAGCACAGCCACAUGACGGAGCGUAAGGACUUCAUCCUGUCCAAGUAUCAGGACAUCCACUUCGCCAGGCGGAGUCACAGCUCGACUGCAGUGCUGAGACUCGGGCUCCAGGAGGCGACGAAGAGCGCCGACAUUUACAGCCUCCUCCAUCUGUACGCUCAGAGGACGGAGCUGAGCCAGCCGCUGCACACACACAUACAGGAGAAAGGGGAGUCGGCGCUGCAUCUAGCCGUCCUAUUGGCUGACAGGACGUCGCUGCACAUCCUGGAAUUCCUGGCUCAGAACUGCUCCAACGUGGACGUGCAGACAUCAGCGGGAAACACGGCGCUGCACUACAGCUGCCUGCACAACAAGAGCGACUGUGUGAAGCUGCUGCUUCGAGCCAGAGCCAACACAUACAUGAAGAACGAGUUGGGAGAGACGCCUCUGGACGUGAGCCGCAGGCUGAAGCACGGCCAGUGUGUGGCGCUGCUGCUGCAGGCCCAGUCCAACCAGUUUGACCAUCACGUCCACGUGGAGUACGAGUGGAGGCUUCGUCAUGACGACAUCUACGACAGUGACGAUGACUUUGAGGACAAGAACGGUCCAGUGAAGAAGGAGCGCACAUCGGCCUCCGCGUCCUCCACCUUCACCUCCUCCUUCUCCUUCCCCUCCCGUCCCUUCAGCUUCAGUCAGUCCAUGUCGUCCUCCGUCGCCCCGCUCUCCUCUGCCUCGGCAGGGGGUGCAGGAGGAGGCCUGCUCAGCGUCGGGAGGAGGCUCGCUAUGGCCAUGGAGCUGCACAGCCGACCCUCUGGCUCGGUUCCCAGUCCUCCUCCACCUCCCCCAUCCUCCCCCGCACCCCCGCUACCCCCCAGGGUCAAAGCUCCCACUGUUCCUCCUCCCCCACCUCCUGCUGGAGGAGAGGGAGUGGCUGAUGAAGAGGAGGAAGAGGGAGAAGUCUUCUUCUCCCAGACAGGAAACAGAAAGUCAACGCCGCCCACUCCCAUUGGCAUCCGACAAAAGAGGAGCUGCUCCGAGUCCAGUAAACACGAUUACGGGUUGCCAACCAGUCCCAGGAUCUACAGUGGUCCAGACUCCUCAUUUAAAAAGUGUGUUCCAUCUUCCCCUCCCAGCUCCCUGACUGAACGACCAGACAGAGGUUUUCGAAGAGCAGACAGUGAGUGCAACUCACACCAACUGCCCUCUAGUAAAGCUCCGCCCAAUGAGUCUCCAGCCAAUCACCGCUCUCAAAGCUUUGAGAGUGAUUGCAGGGGCCCCGCCCCUCAGCCGCUGCCUCGCAGAUCAUUGCCUCGUGGCACAACGAGCCGUCGGGUUCAGGCUCUGUACGACUGCCAGGCCGACCAUCACGACGAGCUGAGCUUCUGUGAGGGACAGGUGCUGGUGGUCCUGGGGCAUGAGGACAGUGAUUGGUGGCAUGGCUACAUAGAGGAGGAACCAGACCAGAGGGGCCUGUUUCCUUCCUCCUUCGUCCAGAUGCUCUCAGACUGACAUGGACCUCGGCCAGUUUAGGUCCCAGUGGGGCUUUAGUCCAGCACAAAUCUAGACCACAGCACAACCCGAAGCUCAGGAGAACCAAACCAGAACCAAAAUGGAUUAGUACUGAGAGCUGAAGCCUCCAUUGAACCAGGACUGUGACCUGGUCUUGUCCAGCUGCAGCUUCCUGUGAGUUCUACAGUCCAUCCUUGGUUCCUGUUGUUAUAACAACUUCAACUUUCUGUAACUGUGAAAACAGAUGACCUUUUUGUGAUGAAACUAGACAAGACUUGAUGGUACACUGAUCAUGGCACCAUGGAGACAGGCCUCCAUAAAGUAAUCAGCAAGGAUCUAAUACUUUAUUUAUUUUUUGUUAAUAUUUAUUUUUAAUACAAAAAAUGUAUUACCCACAAACAGGGUCACUUCAGAAUGCACUGGACAUUUAUUUGAAUCUAAAUCUAAAUAACAUUUGUUAGGUUAAUUUAUUUAUUUAAAGUUAUUGCCUGUAGCGAAGCCACCAAAGGAGCUGCUUCUGCUCCAUUUUAGGCUUCACCACCUGAGGGACAGGUCCAGUCGUAACAGCUGGACUGUUGGAAGAGAAAUACCAUCGGUUCUAAGUUCAGGUAAAUUUCACAAGACGUGAGGCCUGAAAUCUGACCCGGUGGCCUGUGAUGUCACAACAGCUCAGCGAUUAACGGCAUGGUCACAUUAUGUUUGCGUUACCUACACAGUUCACAAAAAAAUAGGACACGUGUGCAAUGUCUGUUCUUGCUUCGAAAACGUAGUGUGACCAAGCCUGAAGUGCCAGUGUGUUGCUCCCACUGCUACAAAUACGAAUUUGUUUAUUAAUAAAAUGAGAAAAUCUCUUUUCACAAUGAAAUACCUGCAUGCUGAAUACGUAUUUUCCUAUUACUAUCUAGUGAUUAAUUAAGUAACGUUUAUAUAAACAGUUAUAAUGAAAAUUGUUACGUCAGCAUAUGACACAUCGGAAUGAAUCUCAGUACAAAGUUAAAACCUAAUACUUUGGUUUAUAAUAAUAAUAAUAAUGACAUGUUGUCAUAAGGAUGAAAACACACUUGUCUUAUGUUGAAUUGAUUGUUUCAACCUUUACCUCCAGAAGUGUUUUUUUUCCUAUAAAAAAGACAAACUUCAAAGCUGAAUGUUUUUUAUUUGGUGGCAGGUUUAUGUUUUCAUUAAAAUGUCACAGUGCUUCAGUC
Messenger RNA from Betta splendens (Siamese fighting fish), 4822 nucleotides. RefSeq names its product un-named sa1614. Gene Ontology annotation, biological process: positive regulation of GTPase activity. NCBI's taxonomy places the organism in Eukaryota, Metazoa, Chordata, Actinopteri, Anabantiformes, Osphronemidae. The coding region runs from base 531 to 3620 and encodes 1029 amino acids. Gene Ontology annotation, molecular function: protein binding; GTPase activator activity. The record is from RefSeq and is a predicted model, not a curated record. The transcript is spliced from 29 exons. Gene Ontology annotation, cellular component: cytoplasm.